GAACCAAAACUGCAAAUCCCCAAAAUUCAAAAAAAAAAAAAAAACCAAACACUCUCCCAAUUUUCUCGAGAAAAUCUCCUCCCCCGCCGCCCCCGAUUUUCUCGAGAAAAUCCCACCGCCGCCGCCUCCCCGCACCGCUCCCAGAUGAGCCGCCGCGGCGGUGCCCCGCUCCUCCUCCUCGCGGCCGCGAUCCUGCUGCUCUCGGUCCGUCCGGCGGCCCCGAUCGGAUCCCAGCCUUCCCCGCGGGGCGGCGAGGCGUACGUCACGCUCCUGUACGGCGAUGAGUUCUUGCUGGGAGUCCGCGUGCUGGGGAAGUCGAUCCGCGACACCGGGGCCACCAAGGACAUGGUGGUUCUGGUCUCCGACGGCGUCUCCGAUUACGCCAAGAAGCUCCUCAAGGCUGAUGGCUGGAUAGUGGAAAAGAUCAGUCUACUGGCCAACCCCAAUCAAAAGCGUCCAGCUAGGUUUUGGGGUGUCUACACCAAACUGAAAAUAUUCAACAUGACUAGCUAUAAAAAAGUUGUAUACUUGGACGCAGAUACUAUUGUGGUUAAAAGUAUUGAGGAUCUGUUUAAAUGCGUGAAAUUCUGUGCUAACUUGAAGCACUCAGAGAGGCUUAAUUCUGGAGUCAUGGUAGUGGAACCUUCUGAGACUGUUUUUAAUGAUAUGAUGGGCAAAGUGCAAACCCUGUAUUCUUACACUGGAGGUGAUCAGGGUUUUCUAAAUUCGUACUAUAGCGACUUUGCCAAUGCACAUCUUUUCGAGCCAAAUUUAUCGCCAGAGGUGUUGAAAUCUCGACCAGUUCCUGAAAUGGAGCGACUUUCUACUCUAUACAAUGCAGAUGUUGGUCUUUACAUGCUUGCAAACAAGUGGAUGGUCGAUGAAAGUGAACUCCGGGUUAUUCACUAUACACUUGGACCCCUUAAACCUUGGGACUGGUGGACAUCCUGGCUUCUGAAACCUGUAGAUGUGUGGCAGAAUGUGAGGGAACAACUUGCUGAUUCCCUUCCUGGAACUGGAGGGGGAAGAAAUCCUAAUGAUGUGUUUCUAGUGAAGUUCCUUUUUCUGCUACCUCUUUGCCUUCUGUUCUUUGGGUACUACCGAUCUCUUCCCCAGGUAUUGCAGCAAUGGCGUUCUUGUAGAAGUUCAUUGGGUGAUAACAUUAGACAGCUUUUACAUAGAAUCAGAUUUAAUGGAGCAUACGCAUAUUCUGGUGUUUCUACGGCAUCUGGCAUUACUUUUAACCAGCAGUUCUCAAAUGGUGCGCCGUCAAAGAUCCCUGUGUAUUUGGGUGGGAUAUCCGUAAUAGUAUGUUUCGCUGCAGCUGCUGUGUCUCUCUUACUGGCUCUCGCAGUUGUGCCUCGGCAAGUAAUGCCGUGGACUGGUUUGCUAUUGAUGUAUGAGUGGACAUUUGCAAUCUUCUUUGUAUUGUUCAGAGGUUAUCUCCAUUUGGUAUAUAAACUUGGAAGGGCGGCAGCAGUUCAAACGGUUGCACAUGCUGACGAUGAAUCUGGGAAAGGUCGUCAACGGCAAACAUCUUCUUGUGAUAUUGCUACCUGCUGUUACUGGUCGGGCAUGGCAUUUUUGGCAAUGGUGGCCCCAGCCUUGCCAUGCAUUUUCGGGAUUACUGCUCUUUUUGCGAGGUUGGGUUUGAUGGUUGGUGGAGGCCUUAUAUUGGCAUCUUUCAUGACCUAUUCUUCAGAGCACCUUGCUAUCGUAUCGUUUAUUAGAGGCUUUGAAGAGCGAGAUUUGAGCCGGUAGCAGAAGCAUAUGUUUGUUAUGUUGACAGGCGGCACCAUCUCCACACGUGAUUCUUUUUUCCUUCUCUGUUGUAACUUAUCACAUAGGCUACCCAAUGAUUGAUGUGUAAAUUAUUGAGGAAUCUUGGCCAGCUUAGAAGUUCUCCUUUUUCAAACAAGAGUAUCUAAACUGUAACAUGCCUUCAUGGAAUGGGAAUCCUAUUUUCGCUUCA
This is a messenger RNA of Syzygium oleosum, 1972 nucleotides long. Its product is annotated as inositol phosphorylceramide glucuronosyltransferase 1. The coding region runs from base 145 to 1761 and encodes 538 amino acids. Gene Ontology annotation, molecular function: glycosyltransferase activity. Lineage: Eukaryota; Viridiplantae; Streptophyta; Magnoliopsida; Myrtales; Myrtaceae. The record is from RefSeq and is a predicted model, not a curated record. The transcript has 10 exons.